AUCCCGUUCAUGCAAGCACCUGCACUCAUUCGUAUGACUGUAAUGGGAAAUGAGUGUCUCUUCCGAGCAGUUUCUCACAGAAUGAAGGGUAUUUAAAGGCUUGCUCGAAGCCAGAUGAAUUCAAACUUCAGGUCUACAACCUUCACUCAAUCAAUAAACUUCUCCCUUCAAAAUAUACUACACAGAAAACAGACGCACCAAUUGUCUCACUUGAAGUGCCUUAAUUGAAUUCUCAACAUGCCUACAUACGCUCCCAUUGUUAACGAGCUCCGGGACGAACUCCUCAGAGAAGUCGAUGAUCUCGAUACUGCUGUCAGGAAUGCCUUGAAAUACGAUAUUCCAGACAUGGUCACAUAUGGCAUCAUCUCUGGAAAAGGAUUCCUAGAUUUUGCAGACUGGUUAGUUCGAGGUUGGAUUCCAACCGAGACCACUCAUGGUCGCGAUAUUUAUUACAUCCUUUGCAUGUUUUACUUCGUCCUCGCCCAAGAUCCUUUGGGCGUUCGACAGACCUCCAUUCUUCCAAAGAAUGUCGGCAAGCCACUCACCCCGCUGUCUGACUGGCUCGUCCGUUAUGCCCAAGAAAUUGGCAAAUUUAUGGACCAGCCAGAGUCAUGGAAUGAAACUUCUUUGACCAGCUACCGAAACUCUCCUCAGUACCGUGUUUUCGAAGCGGAGGACCCAAAGAACUGGAAGACAUUCAAUCAGUUCUUUCACCGCAAGCUCAAGGAACCUCGUGAAAUCUGCUCACCGCAUGAUGACCACAUCAUAACUUUCCCUGCCGAUUCCACUUUUGCCGGCGCCUUCUCAGUUACCGAUGAGUCUGAAGUGAUACUCAAGAACCUUCCCUGGAAGGUAUCAGAUUUGCUCGGUAAAUACGGCAAACAAGAAGUUCCAGGUUCGAAAGACAAGACCACAUAUGGAGACUUGUUCAAAGAAGGAGUUUGGACACAUUGUUUCCUUAACACCUUUGAUUAUCAUCGACAACACGCGGCUGUUUCGGGUAUAGUCGAGGUCGUCGACGUGAUCCAAGGUGCUGCAUAUUUAGAGGUACUGGUCAAGACAGAUGAGAAGGCUGGAGGGCACAACUAUCUCCAACCUCGUCGUCGUAUAUCACCAAACAUGAAGAAACAGGAUCCAGCUUCAAUUGUCACUCUCGACGCUCCUGACACACCAGGUUAUCAAUUCUUACAAACUCGCGGAAUCAUUAUCAUCAACAAUGAGAAAUUGGGUCGAGUUGCUCUCCUACCUAUUGGUAUGGCUGUUGUUUCCUCUGUCGUGAUGAAUACAGAGCUACUCGGCAAGACUGUCAAGAAGGGAGAUGAGAUUUCUCACUUUGCUUUUGGAGGGUCGGAUAUUGUGAUGGUGUUUGAGCAGAAGGCGAGAGUUUCCAAUUUCCCGGAUCUAGAGGCUAAUGAGCAUUUCUAUUAUGGAGAAAAACUCUGCAAGGCUCAUUACAAAGAAGAUAUUCCAUCUCAUCUCAAGAAGUAAUUUGCUUCGAAUUGAAGCAUAAUACACGAGCUUAUUUUUUAUUGUCAUUUCUUCAGUAUUGAACUUAGUACUUAGCAGACUCAUCGUCCUGGACCUAGCUUAAUGUAUUGACUAUGAUCUGGUUGUCAAACAAUUCUCCUUGACUGGGUGAUAUUCUCCCUUUCCAUAAAAAUUUCUUCCUUCGCACCGCGUGAUAAAGCGGCAAAGAGAGGGAAAGAGAAAAACAUACAGAAGCAUAAACACAUUUCUAGGAAAAUCUGAGUUUGUAGCCACACCACUGUAGAUACUUUGACAACUAGGGGAAUCACUGCUCCCCCUUUUACCGUAUGCACACAUGGCAACUUUGUAAUAGAAACACCCCAAUAAUUG
Molecule: messenger RNA, 1857 nt
Organism: Sclerotinia trifoliorum
Lineage: Eukaryota; Fungi; Ascomycota; Leotiomycetes; Helotiales; Sclerotiniaceae
Source: the annotation of a GenBank genome assembly